Fusarium proliferatum ET1 is the source of this 1398-nucleotide messenger RNA. RefSeq lists its product as uncharacterized. The transcript is spliced from 7 exons. Lineage: Eukaryota; Fungi; Ascomycota; Sordariomycetes; Hypocreales; Nectriaceae. The record is from RefSeq and is a predicted model, not a curated record. Bases 1 to 1398 code for a protein of 465 amino acids. Gene Ontology annotation, cellular component: P-body; CCR4-NOT core complex. Gene Ontology annotation, biological process: regulation of DNA-templated transcription; nuclear-transcribed mRNA poly(A) tail shortening.
AUGCCUGGUGGCUUUGGAGGUCAACAGCAACCCCAACAACCAGGACGAGCAGGAACGAAUCGAUUACCGAACGGAAAACUAGGGAACAACAACUCUGGCUGGGCGUUUGGAGGGGUUCCCAUGGCGGGAACAGGUCCCCAAAACGCAGCUCGUCAACUUGGCGGAAACGUGAGCUUCGCGCAGAGCUUGUCGGGCUCUCAACCUGCAACAUCACUCGACCUAUCCGAAUUCCCAUCAUUAUCGAACAACGCCCAGAUGUCGAACCCCAACCAGUCGUCUAUGUGGUCGACAGCGGGAUCGCGAAACCUGGGUGGUCCCAGUCCGCGCAACCAAGCUACCCCUCAGCAAGGUGGCCAGGAUGAUAUGUUCAGUCCCACCUCUUCCAGAGGGCAAGGCGGGUUCAGAUUUGGUAACCAAGGCAACAUUGGACAACAAACUCAAUCAAGCAGCGUUGACGACUUUCCACCACUGAAUCAGACCUCGAAUGGCGAGAUGGGAUCAGAUCGGACGGCGAGCUUGAUGUCAUCAUUGGGCUUCAGCUCUCAGGCCACCGGCGCUGGACCCUCGGUAAGCAAUAGGGGGAAUGGUCUUCUGAACGCAUUGUCGGCUACGAGCCGAGCGAACGAAGCCAGGUCGCCGCCUGGCAUUGGAGCCCCUGGCUCUUCAAGACCGCAAGACGGCAAACCUCCUGGCCUGGAAGAGCCCCGGCAAAAGUCUUCCAAGGAGGAUGCGUUGCCAGACGAUGCUUCUAAUGUAGCGGAUUAUAACAAUGCGGACUAUAGCGCCACGAAUUACGUGGCACAAACCAUGCAAAAGCGACUCGAUACUGAGAACGUCAUUGACCCUCUAGAGGGUAUGCCAGCAUCCGACAAGUGGGGUCUCAAGGGCUUGACAACAUUGAUGAACAACUAUCCUGACUACCACGCGAUGGUUGUGGGAAUGGACCCUAACUCGCUGGGUCUUGACAUCAAUUCUCAAGAGUUGUUUUCGACUCAGAUUUACUCGCUGUUUGAUGACGCACCUCCUCGGCCAGUCCUCUCCAAUGGAAGAUUUCGAUUGCCGGAUUGUUAUAACGUGACGAAUGUGCAACCUAUCGAGAGUAAAAUCCAGAGUUUCAACGAAGAGACUCUAUUUUGGAUCUUUUACAGCUGUACGGCAGAUGUAAAGCAACAAAUGGCUGCAGUUGAGCUACAUUCUCGAAACUGGAGGUGGCACAAGAAACUCCAGAUGUGGUUGACCAAAGACGAGCACAUGACUCCUCAAAUACUGAGUCCUACCCAUGAGCGAGGCUAUUACGUCGUCUGGGACACAAACUCCUGGCGCAAAGAGCGUAAAGAACUCACUCUAUACUAUGGCGAGCUAGAUACAACACUAGGUCAGGCACAGGUUGUACCUUGA